Molecule: messenger RNA, 1038 nt
Organism: Exophiala aquamarina CBS 119918
Lineage: Eukaryota; Fungi; Ascomycota; Eurotiomycetes; Chaetothyriales; Herpotrichiellaceae
Exons: 2
Coding region: 1-1038 (345 amino acids)
Molecular function (GO): oxidoreductase activity, acting on NAD(P)H
Source: RefSeq, a predicted model, not a curated record
AUGGCGAACAAGGCUUCUUGGCUCACGGCCGCCCAGGCUAGACCAUUGAAAGUGGAUGAUGCACCAAUGCCUCAGCCUUCUGCGGACGAGGUCGUUGUAAGGAAUCACGCUGUCGCCAUCAAUCCGGUCGAUUGGGCUAUCCAGGCCGCAGGGAUGUUACCACUUCCAUAUCCACAUAUUGGAGGCUGUGACACUGCCGGAGAGAUCGAGGCUGUGGGAUCCUCCGUCAAGAAUCUCAAGGUUGGAGAUCGUGUGGUCGCUACCCUGGACCCAUAUGGUGGUGGUGAUGGCCCGGAUUCUCGAAGAGGAGCUUUCCAGUUAUUUUCACUGGCUCGAGAGGCUGGUACUACGAAGAUUCCAGAUAACAUCAGCUAUUCUGAGGCGGCUGUCCUGCCAUUGGCAGUUUCGACUUCAGCCAGCGCGCUAUUCCAGAACGAUACUUUGGGACUACAACUCUCUACUUCUGGGGGUAACCGAGGAAAAGUCGUCCUUAUCUGGGGCGGCGCCACCAGUCUCGGCGCGUGUGCGAUUCAACUGGUCUCAGCCGCAGGUUACGAUGUCGCAACGACCUCCAGCACCCGCAAUUUCGACUCCAUGAAGUCCUUAGGUGCUAAAUAUGUUUUCGACCACGCCAAGGCAAACGUCGUUGAUGAUAUCAUUGCAGAAUUGAAGCACCUGGACUUCGGUGGUGUGUACUGUGUUGUCUUAGUGCCUGAAGCGAUUAAGCAGUGCGCAGAAAUAGCAAGUAAGCUUGAUGGCAGGAAAUUAGUCUCGACAGUCCUUGCACCAGUCAUGCCGCUUGCAGAUGAUCUGCCAAGUGAUGUUCGAUAUACUAAAGUGUACGGCACCUCCCUCCUAGACAACGAAGUCGGGCCUGCAGUCUGGGGAAAGAUGGUUCCUGAAGGUCUCGCCAGCGGAACUUUUAAGUGUGUCCCUCCUCCGCUUGUUGUUGGUCAAGGGCUCGAAGCCAUUCAGGGUGCUUUAGAUAGAUGGAGGGAGGGUGUUUCAUAUCAGAAGGUUGUGGUUGAGCUCCCGUAG